This is a messenger RNA of Gongylonema pulchrum, 279 nucleotides long. Lineage: Eukaryota; Metazoa; Nematoda; Chromadorea; Rhabditida; Gongylonematidae. The record is from the annotation of a GenBank genome assembly.
CUGCUCUGCGCGUCUCCCGAUGCCGAGUGCAAACAGAAAAAUUAUUCCGCAUUUCUCGAAAGUUUGAACAAUGAUUCACAAAGAGAGGCUGAUCACGUAUACGCCAUGUGGUCCGACGUGGAUGAAGUGCUGCUUUUUCGAGGGAUGACCUGGGGAAAGCCGACUAGUCGUAUACCAGGAAUGAAUGGUCGUUGGGUUUCGGAUCGAAAUGGCCACAUGGCAAUGAAAGAUCUGACUGAAUUACGGCAGUACGAAGCAGUCGUACAUCACUCCAUCUAA